AUGAUAAGAUUGGCUUUGCUAUUUUUGUUGAUUAAUUUAACUGCGAGCAUAUCUAUUAAUGAAUAAUGUAAUUGUGAAUAACUAAAGUCUAAGGCGGAUUGUGUUUUAAGUAGUUGUAUAUGGAAAGAUGAAAAGUGUUUAAAAAAUGAGGGUGAAUAAAGUGAUCUAUCUGUAAGUGUACAUUGUGAUUCUUUGGGUAAGACUAGUUGCCAAUCUCAGAAAGGUUGUGCAUUUAAUAAUGAGGUUUGUGAGUAAUUUAGUGGAUGUUCUGCAUACACUUAAAGUUCAAAUGAUCUUUGCUAAUAAAUAUCUCAAUACUGCACUUCUGACGGAACUUAAUGCAUAGAGCCUUUGGAUUGUAGUGAUUAUAUUGAUUAAAUACUUUGCAAUUCUAAUAUUAACGCACAAGGUAGGAAAUGUAAAUGGGAAUAAAAGAAAUGUCGAGAUUUUAAUUGCACAGAAGCUAGUUCAACUCUAAAUAGUGAUAAUUAAUGUAACCUUUUUUAUCCUGGAUGUGUAACCAAUGGAAAAGGGUGUGUAGAUAAAAGAUAGGAAUGUUCAACCUAUGGGGAGUCAUGCAUAGGAAUGAUAGGAAGUGAUGGUUAUUGUGAGAAAACAGGUAGUGGAUGCAGUCCAGUGCUUUGUUCAGCAGCAUCAGUAGAGUUAACGACAAAUGAAUAAUGUGCGAAAUUUCAAUUUGGGUGUGUUACUACAGGAAGAGGAUGUUCAAAUGAUCCUUUGAAUAGUUGCAGUACUUAUACAGGUGAAGCUUUUGUUUGUUAGUAGAUGAUUGGAUCAGAGGGUAGAUGUGAUGGGGGUGUAUCUAAUUAAUGUUAGGAAAGAAAAUGUGAGAAUGCUAGUACAAUUUAUAAUACAGAUGAAUUGUGUUAGUAUUAUUUAAGUAGUUGUAUUACUAACGGGAGAGGAUGUGUAACUCAGUUGAAACUAUGUAAUACUUAUACAGGAACUGCUGAUGAAUGUAAUCAUUACAUUGGUAGUGAUGGAAAGUGCACUAUAGGAUUAAGUGGAUGUAAAGUUAGAGUUUGUAAUGAAGCACCAGAUACUUUUAAAUCAGAUACUGACUGCAAUGAUUACUAAUAUGGAUGUGUGACAACUGGUUUAGGUUGUAUUAAUAACAGAAUGCCUUGUAGUACUUACAGUGGAACAGCAAGCAGUUGUUAGAAAUUUAUAGGAGUAGAGGGAAAUUGUUAUGGUGUUGGAGAUAAAUUAGAUGCUUGUAAAGCUCAGAGUUGUUCUGAUGCUCCUGCCACAUACAUUAGUCACGAUUAAUGUUCUGGGUUUUAAAGUAUUUGUUUAACAAAUGGGAAGGGUUGUGUUGAGAAGACAGAGUGCACAUCAACAAUAGCAUAGAAAAGUUGUUUAGGCACAACUUCAUGUUAAUGGAAUUAGAUAUGUGUAACAUAAACGGAUUGCAAAUAUUAUAAUACUAUUAGUUUAUGCAGUAAUAAUUAAGUGAAUGGGAUAUAAUGUUAAUGGGCAAAUGGAAUAUGUAGAUAUAGACUUUGUAGUGAUGCUCCUAAAUCAUAUAAUACAGAUGAGAAUUGCAAAGCCUUCUUAGAGAAUUGUGUAACAAAUUCAUUUGGAUGUAUAUCAGUAUUUGCCUAAUGUAAUUAAUAUACUGGGAAUUAAGAUACUUGCAUCAAUUUUAGAGGGAAUGGAAUCAAAUGUACAAGUACAAGUCUCAUUGAUGCUGCAUGCAUAGAUGUGACAUGUGUGAGUAAUACAACAGCAACGAAUCAAAUUCAAUGUGAUGAUCAUAUGACUGGAUGCUAAUUCUAAGGAAAUAGUGGGUGUGUUGAUAGAUCAGCUGAGUGUAGCAAAUAUUAUGGAAACUAAUAAAGUUGUCAUACUUACAAGGGUGUUUAUGGGACAAUAAAAUGUUAUUAGGACUUUGGAGUGAUAUCUAAUUGUAGAAAUCUGUAAUGUAGCGACUACACUACAGAAACUGCGGAUAUCCAAUGUAAUCAAUUUUUGAGUACAUGUGUAAAUAAGGGAGUAGGGUGCAUUAGCAUAAGUGAACCAUGCACAUCAUAUUCAGGGUAUAAUAUUUCAGAGUGUUAAAGAUUUAAGGGAAAUAAUGUAAAAUGUUGGUGGAUUGGCGGUUCAAGUUGUGUUAAUAAAUAGUGUUCAUAAGAUAGCACUUCUACUACUGAUGAGGCUUGCAACAUAUUUCUGGCUGGUUGUGUAACCAAAGGUAAUGGAUGCAUUGAGAGAACUUAAUUAUGCACAGCAUAUGAGGGAAAUGAAAGUCAAUGUUAAUAAUUUAAGGGGAAUGAGUAACCCUGUGUUCGUAAAAAUUAUUGUAUGAAUAGAAGAUGUUCUGAUGUAAUUAAUCCAAUAAAUAAUGACAUUUGCAUCAACUAUUUAUCAACAUGUAGAUUUAAUGGUAAUGCAUGCAUAGAUGCAGAAUUGUAAUGUUAAUCUUAUUCUAAUUUAAAUUAUGCAAGAUGCCAAUAGAUUACUACCUUAUCAGGGGGAUUAUGUUAUUUAGCUAGUGGAAGUGGUAAUUGUUUGACAAGGACUUGUGCAUAACUGGGAUUAGCAAAUAAUCAAGCUGAUUGCGACCAAUUUUUACCUGGCUGUAUUUUUACAGGAGUCAAUUGUGUUGAGAAAUAGGCAACUUGUGAUUUAUAUAUUAAUUUUACAUCCAUAGCAUGUAGGAAUGCAAUUACUAUCACUUCUAUGAUGUGCUGGAAUAAAUCAAUUACUAAUGAUAACUGUUAAGCUAGAUCAUGUUCAGCCAUCACAACUUAGUUGAUUGAUCCUAAUGCGUUUUCAUCAGAAUUUUGUGAAAGCUUUUUAGAAUCAUGCAUAUAUGAUGGAACCUAAUGUGUCAAUAAACUUGGUGCCUGUGCUUCAUAUACAAAUUUUAGUGUGUAAGCUUGUAAAGCAGCUACCACAAUUUCAUCUGAGAAAUGUUGGUAAGAAAAUGCAAAUUCGACUACUUGUCAAAUUAGACAAUGCAAUGAUAGUGUGACUGCACCAAGUUUAGAUAACUGUACUUUACAUAAAGCUACAUGUAGAUACAAUGGAACAUCAUGUACAGACGCAUAGGGUGCUUGCAAUUUAUAUACAUUAUUUACUUAAAAUGCAUGCAGAGAAACUACGUUAUCCGAUGGGAUCACUAGAUGCUGGAGAACCUCAAGUGAUGUUGGAACUUGUGAAAGCAGAUUAUGCUCCAAUGUAUUAUUAUCUUAUUCAACUUCUGAAUGCAUAGAACAUAUGUAAACUUGUAGAUUCAAUGGAAACUAAUGCGUUGAUUAAAUGAAUGAUUGCACUCUAUACACCGGAUUCUCAUCUGAUGCUUGUAAAUCAGUAACCACAACAUCAGGUGUACUUUGUUGGUUUUCACUUAGUGUACCAGAUUAAUGUGCAGCAAGAACAUGUAAUGAUGCAGUAGAAAAUGCUAGUGCUUAGACUUGUGUAUCUCAUCUUUCCAGUUGUAGAUUCAAUGGAUUAAUCUGUGUAGAUAGUUAACCUUUUUGCACUUCAUACGCUGAUUUCACUCAAAAUGCUUGUUAAAAUACUACAACUUCAUCUGGAGUAAAAUGUUGGAAAUCUACACCUUCUGUUGGAACUUGUGAAACUAGAAGUUGUGACAAUAGUAUUCUUAAUCCUAACUACACUACUUGUUCUAGCCAUUUAUCUAUCUGCACAUAUGAUGGCUCUGGUUGUUACACUAUUAAAGAUACCUGUUCCAAAUACACCAAAGUAUCUGCCUCCUAAUGUUAAAAUCUAAGAACAAUCUCUGGAGGUAGAUGUUGGUUAUCUAAUAGCUAUGGAACUUGCGUUAUGAGAUAAUGUGUUCACAAUACUACUGCAAUGACAGAUUAAGAAUGCGAUGCAUUUCUAACUGGAUGCAAAACUACAGGAAGAGGAUGUGUCACUUCUACAACCUCUUGUUCAUUAUAUAUUGGAACCACCUCAAGUUGUCUUUCCUUUGUUGGAAAUUCCAUAAAAUGCAAAGGUGCGAAUUCAACUGGAUCUUGUGAACCCAAAAACUGUUAUGAUGAUAUGGAUAGUAUUACUGAUAUUUAGUGUGAUUAAUUUAUGCCUGGAUGUGUGACCAGAGGUAAAGGAUGCAUUGCAAAAAUAGAACCCUGUACAAGUUAUAUUGGUAAUUAAUCUACAUGCUCUUAAUUCAAGGGUAAUUCUAAAAAGUGUUGGAAUAAUACAGAUGCCACAUCUACUCAAUUAUGCCGAGACAGAUUGUGUUCAGAUGAUACUACAUCCAAUACUGAUGAUUUAUGUUAAGAAUUUCUAAUCGGCUGUGUGACCAAAGGUAGUGGGUGUAUUGAUGCAACAGCCAAAUGUUCAUAGUAUACAGGAACACAAACUGAAUGCAGUUAAUUUAAGGGAGAAAAUGGAACUAGAUAUUGUUGGAACUCUGACACAGCUACACAUUUGGUUGUUUGUGUCAAUAGAAUAUGCACUCACAAUUCAAGUUCAACUACUGAUCAAGAAUGUGAUGCUUUUCUUUAAGGAUGUGUAACUAAAGGAUAAGGCUGUGUAUCACCAUAACCAUGUUCCUCCUUUUCAGGUACUAUCACAUCAUGUGCAAUGUUUACUGCCACUGAUAAACCAUGUAAAGGCACAAGUUCAACAACUACCUCAUCCUGCGUUUCUAUUUAAUGUAACGAAGCUCCUAACAAUUAUGAUACUGAUGAAUUAUGUAACAAGUUCAAAGAAGGAUGUGUUACCAAUGGGUUUGGUUGUGCUGCAAAUGUUUAAUGCGAAGAGGUCUAAACAGAGAAUGUUUGUACAAGUAAACCUUCUUGUGCUUAUGUUGGUAAUUGCAGAGAUUUAUAAACUGAAUGCAGUAAUCUUAAAUCUUAAUCUAUUUGUGUUAAUACUCCUGUUAGUACUGCUGUUGGAUUUUGUGCAUGGGAGGUUGAUAAAGUAACUAAGGUUGGAUUUUGUAGAGAUUGGAAGUGUGAAGAUGCAAGUGAAAGUUUGACUACUCAUAAAGGUUGCAACGAUCUAUAUAAAUAGUGUACAACCAAAAGAAAUGGGUGUAUCCCUAUUAGUUCAUGCUCAUCCUAUACGACAGCUGCGAUUUGCUUUGUGGCUAAAACAACAGAUUAAGGAGGAGUUUGUAAAUGGAAUAAAACCUAUUGCAGAGAGUUGGAUUGUUCUGAUGCUAGUUAAUAUUUAACAACAGACAAAAAAUGCUAAGAAUUUCUUAGCAAAUGUGUUACUAAUGGUAAAGGAUGUAUUAAUGCAGAAUACAAAUGUGAAGAAAUCUUGAUAAAAGAAAAAUGCACUAUUGAUUACAAGGGUAGAACUUGCUUAUGGUUUUAAUCUCAGUGUAUUUAAUUCACUAGAUGCACUGAUAUAAAUGGAGAAUCAUAUGCUUAAUGUAAAAAAUAUUCCAAAAAUUGUACAAGCAAUGGGUAGAAUUGUAUUGCUAUUGCUCCAUGUGAAAAGUAUAUAAAUCCAACUAGUUGUCAAAUUGGUACAAAUGGUUAAUGUGGAUGGAUAGCUGCUACUUAAGAUAAGGCUGCCCAUUGUACACUAUUUAUUAAAUGCAUUAAUAGCACUGGAACAACAAAAGAAAUUUGCUAAUAAUAUUCAACAUCCUGUGUUUCUGAUGGAACUGGUUGCAUUGAAUAAACUACAUGUUCAUCCUACACUACAGAAAUAAGUUGUGCUUCUGUUGGCACUGACGGAGUAUGUUUUAUGGACAAUGGAAAAUGUAGACUACGGUAAUGUACAGAUGCUACAGUAGCAACAGCUAUUGAAAUUACAAGUCAUUCUAAGUGCAACGCAUUCUAAGCUGCUACUAAGUGUACAACAAAUGGAACAAAUUGCGUCAAAAUGGGCUUCUGCAAUUCGUACAAAGAGUAGGGAUGUUACUAUGGAACAGAUGGAGAGUGCAUUUACUCAUUCCCAUCUGGAUAAAUUUAAGGUACAAAGUCUUGUAGAGUCAAGGUUUGCUCUGACUUCAGUGAUGGGACAUCAGAAAUUUGUAAAUUGAGAAAUUCUAAAUGUAUAUCUAAUGGAACGUAUUGUAUAAACAAAAGUUAAUGUGUCUCAUACAAAACUAGAGUGGCUUGUAAUUCAGGAGGACUCGAUGGAGUCUGUGUUUUCACUUCCUCUAACAAUGAUCCAAACCAUGGAAGUUGUGCUUAAAUGAAGUCAUGUGAAUAAGCUAAUUCUGAUAUGGUGGCAUGUAAAUCAAAAUAUAAUGCGUGCCAGUUCUUAGUUUCCUCAGAGAGUGGAAUGAAUGUCACAUCUUGUAUUAGUCAUACAUGUGCAACUGUGGCAAAUGGAUCAAUUUGUAAACCAUUGUAUGGAUUUGAUGAAAAAUAAAUUACUAUUUGUGUACCCUCUGCUUCUGGGUGUAUCAUAGGUGAUUAAACUUAGUUGACAGCAUCAACUUGUUACGAUUAUAGUCUCAAAACAUACACUUGGAAUGGUGCGACAAAUCUCUGUGAAAUUUGUAAUUCUGAAUUAAUCCAACCUAACAACACUAACAAAACAAAUAGUACUGGGAUAGAUACUUUUGCAAAGAUUCUAUACGUAUUUCCAUUGAUUAUGUUCUAAUUUUGA
Paramecium octaurelia is the source of this 6573-nucleotide messenger RNA. The record is from the annotation of a GenBank genome assembly. NCBI's taxonomy places the organism in Eukaryota, Ciliophora, Oligohymenophorea, Peniculida, Parameciidae.